Mesocricetus auratus (golden hamster) is the source of this 1954-nucleotide messenger RNA. It is a transcript of the gene Fdxr, whose product is annotated as ferredoxin reductase. Lineage: Eukaryota; Metazoa; Chordata; Mammalia; Rodentia; Cricetidae. Bases 57 to 1640 code for a protein of 527 amino acids. The record is from RefSeq and is a predicted model, not a curated record. Gene Ontology annotation, cellular component: mitochondrion. The transcript has 12 exons. Gene Ontology annotation, biological process: ubiquinone biosynthetic process.
GUGCUGGGCUCUCCCGGCGAGCGGGCGGGAGGCGAGGUCUGGGGCGGGCCACGGUGAUGGGCGGGCGCAGAGGACCGCCCCGCGGCGGGCUGCAGACCUGCGCUCCGCACCGAGGAGUCCCUGCGAGCCUUCCCGCCCGCUGCUUGCUCUUCUCAGCCAUGGCUCUUCGCUGCUGGCGCCGGUGGCACCGGUCCGCGUGGCCUGGGGUCCGGCCGCCUCCCUCCAGGAGCACUCCGACCCCAGGCUUCUGCCAGCAGUUCUCCACACAGGAGACCCCUCGGAUCUGUGUGGUUGGCAGUGGCCCAGCUGGCUUCUACACAGCCCAACACCUGUUAAAGCACCAUAGCCGGGCCCAUGUGGACAUCUACGAGAAGCAGCUUGUGCCCUUUGGCCUGGUGCGCUUUGGCGUGGCACCUGAUCACCCCGAAGUAAAGAAUGUCAUCCACACGUUCACACAGACAGCCCGCUCAGAUCGCUGUUCUUUCCGGGGCAACGUGGUGGUGGGCAGGGAUGUGUCGGUGCCGGAGCUUCGGGAAGCCUACCACGCCGUGGUGUUGAGCUAUGGGGCGGAGGACCACCAGACCCUGGGAAUUCCUGGCGAGGAGCUGCCUGGGGUGGUCUCAGCCCGGGCCUUUGUGGGCUGGUACAAUGGGCUUCCAGAGAACCAGGAGCUGGCACCGGAUCUGAGCUGUGACACAGCUGUGAUUCUGGGACAGGGGAAUGUGGCUCUGGAUGUGGCCCGGAUCCUGCUGACCCCACCUGAGCACCUGGAGAAAACAGACAUCACAGAAUCUGCCUUGGGGGCACUGAGGCAGAGUAGGGUGAAGACUGUGUGGAUAGUGGGCCGGCGUGGACCCCUGCAAGCGGCCUUCACCAUUAAGGAGCUUCGAGAGAUGAUUCAUUUGCCAGGAACUCGGCCCAUUUUGGAUCCUUCAGAUUUCUUGGGCCUCCAGGACAGAAUUAAGGAUGUCCCCCGUCCGAGGAAACGGCUGACAGAGCUGCUGCUUCGGACAGCCACAGAGAAGCCAGGCACGGAGGAGGCUGCCCGCCAGGCACUGGCCUCCCGAGCCUGGGGCCUCCGCUUUUUCCGAAGCCCCCAGCAGGUGCUGCCCACACCAGAUGGGCAACGGGUAGCAGGCAUCCGCCUGGCAGUUACCAGACUGGAGGGUGUUGGUGAGUCCACUCGGGCAGUGCCCACGGAAGAUGUGGAGGACCUCCCUUGUGGGCUGGUGCUGAGCAGCGUUGGGUAUAAGAGCCGCCCCAUUGACCCCAGUGUGCCCUUUGACCCCAAGCUGGGAGUCAUUCCCAACAUAGAAGGCCGGGUUGUGAAUGUACCAGGCCUCUAUUGCAGUGGCUGGGUAAAGAGGGGACCCACAGGUGUCAUCACCACGACUAUGACGGACAGCUUCCUCACCAGCCAGGGGCUGCUGCAGGACCUGAAGGCGGGGCUGCUGCCCUCCGGCCCCAGACCCGGCUAUGCAGCCAUUCAAGCCCUGCUCAGCAGUCGAGGGGUGCGGCCAGUCUCUUUCUCAGACUGGGAGAAGCUGGAUGCUGAGGAGGUGUCUCGAGGCCAGGGCACUGGGAAACCGAGGGAGAAGCUGGUGGACCCAAGGGAGAUGCUGCAGGUGCUGGGGCUCUGACCCUGGACCCCAGCCCUACCAUGAAGAAGAGUCUUGCGCAAGGAUGAGGGGGCCUGAGGCAGUCUGAGCUGGACUCUUCUCCCAGAUACAGUGCUCACUGCCCUGGCCUGGAAGCCGGGCUGUGGCCCUUCCAUGGGCCUCUGAGCUCCGCCUUCUUCAAGUUGACCUUGCCAGUGUGGGUCUAAGCCAAGGAGGGAACCUUAAGCUGGGGGUGACUGGAUGUACAGGCUGACUCCACCCCCCCACUUCCUUCCUGAUGAACUUUGAGGGCCCCUAAAAUGGGAGCACAGCGAAAAUAAAGCAGCUCUACCUAA